Molecule: messenger RNA, 3734 nt
Organism: Alosa alosa (allis shad)
Lineage: Eukaryota; Metazoa; Chordata; Actinopteri; Clupeiformes; Clupeidae
Gene: dnaaf9
Product: dynein axonemal assembly factor 9
Exons: 38
Coding region: 112-3549 (1145 amino acids)
Source: RefSeq, a predicted model, not a curated record
CUUUCUCACUACAAGGCCUUCUCGACUGUUGAUGAUGGAGUUUCACCGCGGGGUCAUCAAGAAUAACGCAGAAUUCUAAAAACGUUAUUUUUGAAUGUGCCAUUGUCCAAAAUGACUAGCAUACGGAGGAAAAGUGGAAAAUAUUCACCAAUGAGCUCGGCAGUCAGCUGCUCUCGCCUGCGACAGCUCCAGGCCCUACUGAAGGAUGGCGCCAGCAACGCACCUGAUGCCAUACUCUGCUCUUUAGGAAUUGAUAGCCGGUACAAUGAGGGCUGCACUGAGCUGGCAAACUACCUGUUCUUUGGCCUGUAUCGGCCCAACCAGCUGGACCUGGAUCACAUCUCAGAUGACCUUGCAGAAGAGGUGCUGGACGAUGUGAUCCUGCUGAUUAAAGCCGAGAGCGUCCACCUGUACUGCAACCCGUUGAAUUAUGAGUACUUGCUGCCCUUCGUAGCCCACUGGAGGAACCUCCAUCUGCACUGCAUGACAGAGACAGAGUAUGAGGAUGAAGAGGCAGCGGAGGAGUUCAAGAUCUCUAGUUUUGUGUCCAUGGUGCAGGACUGUAGCCGCAUUGGGAUUCCCUACAGCUCCCAGGGUCACAUGCAGAAAUUUGACAUGUUUAUGCUGGAGAAGUGGCCCAUCAUUCAGGCCUUUGCUCUGGAGGGAAUUGGAGCUGGAGGGUUUUUCACCAUGAAAUAUAAGCUAAUGGACGUGAGUGAGAGGGUGUGGCAGACGUAUGCUAGACUGGACCCCAUGUCUCUGGACCGACUCAUCACAGAGGACCUGGCCCUGUUUGAGAGGCAGUGGAGCAGCUUCUUCUCAAGUCUCAACAUUGAGACACAGCUGUCCAUGCAGGAACUCUCUGAAGCCCAAGCUGGAGAGGCAUUCCGCACUUACUUUUCCCACGGACUGAUUUCCAGCAAUAUCUCAGACAAAAGUAAAAGCUGGCAGCCGUUUGCGCUGUUUGGGAGCCACUCGUCCAUGGAGGACAUCCAGAGCUAUUGCUUCACCUUCCCCUCGGAGGGCCACCAGAUCCGCAACACCGGGCCCCGCGGGGCCAGCUCCAAACACAUGGUUUUGCAGUGCGUUGCCCCAAAAGGGCCUCUGGCAUGUGCACGAACAUACUUCUUCGGCACCACGCAUGUCCCAUACCUUGGAAAUGACAACGUUCAGCAGAAGAACACAGACCUGCUGCUGCUCUCUCAGAUCUAUGCUGCUGCUGUUCAAGGGGUUUUCUCUGGCAUCAAGUGUUUCUCCUACAACUCCAGCAUCAGUAAGGCAAAGGAUGUUGCAGAGCAGACAUUUCAGCGUAAUUUGGACUCCCUCGGUUUAACCCAGUAUAGGAAUGCUCUAAGGUCGAAGGCCGUGUUUAGCAUUCAGGCUGUGAAUAAUGAGGGAAGGGUGGUGCCCUUGAGUCAACCAGAGAGCCGCUUCCUGGUGAAAACUGCGUCCAUGUCGGUGUAUGACAUCCCCGAUCUCCAGCGUGCAGGAACUGAACUGGGCUCUGUCAUCUUCUCCGAGUCCUUCCUAGAGUCCAGCAUUUACAUCCAGGACAAAGAUGGCGCCAUGUCCUCAGACAGCUGCUUCACCAUCCUCACCUCCUCAGUGCCACGAUAUGUCUCCUGGCUGGUGGAUGACAGUGAUGUGAAACUCUCUGAGCACGCCCAGCAGUUGCUGAAGGCUGAGGAAGGAACAUGUUUGGGGACCCUCCUGGCUGUUGGAGACUCAGCCCAGGUGUUUUCCUCUAGCCCACUCUGCACACCUGAAGAAGGUAAACUGGUGUUUUUCUCAGAGGGGUUGCUGUUUGUCCAUCCCCAGUACGGUGCGGUCACUCUCUCCAAGAACCACAUCAAAGGCGUCAAGCUGUAUGACGGGGACUCUCUGUCAAAGCUGUCAGUGCUGUAUGUGGAGUACGAGAGUUCUCUGCUCCCACACCUCCCCUUCCACCUGCAAAGCAAAGACCACUGCCUGGGCCUGGCCUUAACACACAGCACCAAGAGCUACAGAAGCCUGUACUCACAAGUCCUUCAGGUGUGGCAUGGGCCAGACUCAACCUUCAGCCUGCAGAUGGUGGACGCAGGUCAACUUAGUGGGGAGCAAAUGAGCAUGUACUCCAGAUUGCAGAUAUUCAAUGAGGGUCCCAGUUCAUCUGCACUCAAACAGAGAGUAGUGCUUAAGACGGCAUACCCCGAUCUCCCUGAGCUUGAUAGGUUCCGGCAGCAUUUUGCCCUAUGCAGCAGUGUGUGUGAUGAACCUGUAAACAUUGAUCACUUGGAGGCGCUGUUCCCCAACACACACAUCAGUGCAAGUCUGCCUGAGAACAAACCCAAGGUGGUGGUCUCUGUGAUCACUGGGCUGCCAGGAAGCCAUAAGGAGAGCUUGUGUGAUUUCCUGCUCAGCCUCAAUCAGGAGUCUAAGAGGUGGAUGAUGUACCGCCCCUCUCCAGACGCUAUUGGCUUCAGUGCCUCUCACCUGCAACAGUUCCUCAGCAAAGUGGUCGAGAACCAGAAGCAACCAGAACAGAGAGUUCUGCUGACGACCCCAGGGUACACAGACGUACUGGAGGUGGUGCAGUGUAUUGUGUCUCACCCUGACCCUGUGGUGAGGUCAAGUGUGAGGGUGGGGGCAGUGACUGCCUGUGUGAGUCCUCUCAGCUCUUACAUGGAGCACAGGUUUUUCUUCCCCAAACUGCUGGAGCAGUGCAGUCAAGGUGUUGUGAGUAAUGUCGUGUUCACCGGACUGACGGAACAGAAGCACCCUCUCCUCCAGCACGUUCAGCAGCUAGUCCGAUCAGCCAAUCCCAACGCAGCAUUCAUCCUGGCUGACAGAGGUGCAGUCACGAGGACUGCGGACAUGAGAUUUAUUCUUUCUGAGAACAGCUUUUCCGAGGCUCAUAUGAUAAGGGCACGGUACCUGUUGUACCCAGGAUGGGCUGGAGGCAAGUUUUUGUGCGGUUCUGCCUCUCUCUCUAUCUCUCAGAUUCGCCUGCAAUUCAGCCAGCCCCUAGAGAGAGCCCUGUUCCUGCACCACUGCAAAGCACUGAAGUCCUCUCUGAAGACGAGCCCAUUCAAGGGGAACAUCUACCACCUCCGGGGCACCAUACGCUUCUCUGACUCCAGUAAGCUGAUGGAGGUGUGCUUAAACACUGUGACUGGGAACCUGACCCUGGUGGACGCUUUGCCCAGCGGCGACGCUGCCUGUCCCCCUUCCGUCCUGUUCUUCCACGGGGUCGGCCUCACAGAGGACAGCCUCAAGGACUGGCUCCGGCUCUGUGCCAAGCAGAAACUGAUGAAGAAGGUGAGGAAGACCCGCAAGAGUCUGAGCCCACAGGAGCUAAGGAGCAUCCAUGUGAGACGCCAUCUGGACCCUCUGCCUCCCGGCUACUUCUAUAAUGGCCGUCAGUUCGUCAGCUUCUUUGGAGAGAAGUCUACCCUCCACCCCUCGAUGGAGCAGUUCAUAGACGAGUAUGUCCAGGAGGCCAAUAAGGAGGUCGAGCGCUUUAACCGCGAGCUGGAGCUGCAGGACCAGAGGGACCUGUUCGACCCCUAGGCACAGAGAGUUCCUCCAUCCGUCCGUCAGUCCGUCUUCAUCCGGUUGCUCUCUCCAUCCUCCACUGCACUCGUUACUUCUGUCCGUUCAGGCCGGUCACCCGGUUUACCCUGCCAUAUUAAUUCCUCAAUCACUUUUAAAAAAAGGGAAAAUGUUCUGCCCACGGGUUGAGCGGGGUGGGGGGG